AUGUGUUUGGAACAUAAGGGAAGGAAUGCUUAUGCUAGAAUCCUAAUUGAAAUGUCAGCUGAAAAAGAAUGGAAGAGAAAUAUUGAUAUUUCAACUUGGGAUUUUGUAACUAAUUCUGCUGUAAUUCAAAGAUUUGAUGUGGAGUAUGCUUGGGUGCCUUCUAGAUGCAGCCAUUGUAAGGUUUAUGGGCACAUGGAUAAGAUAUGUAUGGCCAGUAUGAAGGUUAAUAAUCCAAUGCAAAAUAGGGAUAAUGGAAUUAACAAGGAGGAUAAAGGGAAAUAUGUGAUUGAUAAUGAAGGGUAUACUAAAGUUGUUAAUAAGAAAAAUAGGAACUUCAAAGAUGGAGAAGGCACAAGUAAUUCAAUGAAGAAUCCAACUAAUAUAGUCAAUCAAAAAAGCAAUGGGAAGAGUAAUUUUCCAAGAGUGGGAAACAAGUUCAGGGGACAAAAUGGGAAUAGAGGUGGAAAUGGUCGGGGGCAAAAUGGGUAUUGGAAUAACAAAGGGGUGGGUCAUUGGAACUUAGAGAAAAAUAAAAGAUAUGAGAAGGUUGUUUCUGGGCAGUACAAUAACAAUGAUAUGAGGAGUAAGGGGGAAAUUAAGCAGGGGGGAAUUAAAAAGAAUGUUAGUGAGAAAGAUGAGAAUAUGAAGAAGGUUAAGGAAACAGAUAAUAGCAAUAAAAACAGUUUUGAAGUUUUGGGGUUGAUUGAUGAGGAUGUUAUAAUUGGAAUGGAAGAGGAUGAUAAAGGAGAUAAAAUUGGUGUCCAUUCUGAUAAUCAGUUUUGUUCUCAAUCGGCAAUAGAAGACAGCAGAUUGAAUCAUGAUUUGAUUCAUUCUAUAGGCAUUAGAACAGAAGACUUAGAAAUGGUUAAUACUGAAAAAAGAUGGAUAACAAAAGAAAAGAUGAUAGCAGCAGCACUGGUGGUUCUUCUCAGGCAUUUGAGAUGGGGGUUAAAUAAAGCUGUUAAGCAAAAGGAGGUUAUUGAUGUUAUUAGGGAUAAUAAUCUGGGAAUAUAUAUUGAAAGAAGGGCUUUAUGGGAAGAUUUGAAAAAAUUUAGUCUAACAGUGAAAAAGGAAGCUUGGUGUAUUUUGGGUGAUUUCAAUGUAGCUUUAAAAGAAUCUGAUUAUUCAGAAGGAUGUUCUAAAAUUCUAAAGGGAGUUGAUGAAUUUUCUGAAUGUAUCAAUUUUAUUGAAGUUGAAGAUUUGAAUAGUACUGGAUUUCAAUUCACUUGGAAUAAAUCCCCAGCUGCUCAUGCAGCUUUCAAACCGUACAUAAUCUCUGAUCAUUGUCCCGCUGUUUUAAUCAUUCCGAAUUGUAAAAUGAGAUGGAAAUCUUCUUUAAGAUUUGCCAAUUUUAUUGCGGAUAAAGAUGAAUUUUUGCCUAUGGUUAAGGAUAUUUGGUCUACAAAUAUUGACGGUUUUGUUUAUGUUCAAAGUUACCCAAAAGUUGAAAGUGAUGAAAAAGUAUUGAAUAACAGAAAUCGAAUUUUGAUGGUUCUUGAUGAGGAUGGAAGAUGGAUUAGGGGGAAUGCUAUGAAGGAGAAAUAUGUUAAUCAUUUUAAGAAUUUCUUGGGAUGUGAAGAUGUCACUGAUUUGUCUAUACUUAAUGAUGAUUUUUUUCAUAAUAAGUUGGAUAAAAAAGUGGCAAUAAAUAUGAUAAGGGUGGUUACAGAUGAUGAAGUUAAAGUGGCUAUGUUUGAUAUUGCUGACAACCAUGCCCCUGGACCUGAUGGAUUUUCUUCUAAAUUCUUUAAGAGUGCCUGGAGUAUUGUAGGGCCAGAAAUAUGCAAAGCUGUGAGUGAAUUUUUCUGGACAGGAAAAUUAUUGAAGGGUAUUAAUGCCACUAGGAUUGUUUUGAUUCCUAAAGUGGAAAAUCCGAGGAAAGUCCCUGAAUUUCGACCUAUUGCUUGUUGCAACACUUUUUAUAAGUGUAUCAGCAAGAUAAUAGUUAACAGAAUAAGGAACAGUUUAGGUGAUAUAGUUAGCCAAAAUCAAUCUGCUUUUAUCCAAGGGAGAUCUAUUAUUGAUAAUAUCCUUCUUGCUCAAGAGUUGAUGGUGGGAUACAAAAAUAAGAGAGGAAUGCCUAAAUGUACCUAA
Molecule: messenger RNA, 2094 nt
Organism: Lactuca sativa (garden lettuce)
Lineage: Eukaryota; Viridiplantae; Streptophyta; Magnoliopsida; Asterales; Asteraceae
Source: RefSeq, a predicted model, not a curated record